UGAAAAAUUGAGUGUAGCUUUAGUCUAAUUGAGAUUUAAAACACGUUACGUGUCACAUUAUCUAUAAUCUAGAUUUUCAAUAGAGGUAAAACCUCCUUUUAGCCUCAUUGUUUUUCUACACUUAGCCGUAAUUUCUUUUUGGUAGUGUAAUUGACAUCCGUUAUUAAAAUUCCCGAUUGUGUUACUCACAGUACAACAUUUGCCUAUUAGAGCAAGCGGUAAACCAUGUAAUAACACUAUAUCUUAUUUAUAAAUUUAUGAUGGUUUAUAUUAUCCGGAUAAUUGAUAAGAUAACAUUUGUGUUUGGGCCCUUAUGCAUAUUGCCUCUAAUAUUAACACUUCCAGGCAGCGAGGGCGACCACACGGUUUAUAAAAUGGGCGACAAAGCGCGCUGUAUUACAAACAACGAGCCGUGAUCGAGUAUCUGAAAAUAUGCACGGCAUCAAGUUGUUUGUCAGCAACGAUUUGAAACAGAACAAUGUAUGGGGGGCUUACAAUAAGACGGAGCCGCUGGAAGGAGCCGUCAACGUGUCGAAAGUGAACCAAUCUGUGUACUCGUCCAGCGAUGACGAGUACAUAUUUGAUAGAACGGAUGUUAGAGCCAUAUUCAUCACUUUGUAUACGAUCGUGUUCUGUUGCUGUUUUUUCGGCAACUUGCUCGUCAUCCUCGUGGUAACUCUCUCGCGGCGGCUCCGCUCCAUAACCAACUUCUUUCUGGCGAACCUCGCCGUGGCAGAUUUAUGCGUUGGUGUGUUUUGUGUCUUCCAAAAUUUGACUAUCUAUCUUAUACCGAGCUGGGUGUUCGGCGACUUCCUCUGCAAAAUGUACCAGUUCGUACAUUCCCUUAGCUACACGGCGUCUAUAUUCAUUCUGGUGGUGAUAUGCACGGAGAGAUACUUCGCUAUUAUACACCCUAUCACGUGCAAACAAAUCCUCACUUCAACGAGACUUAGGUUGGUGAUUCUCGGGGUGUGGAUCACAAGCGCGGCGUACAGCGCACCUAAGUUCAUUUGGGUGGAGACCAUCACCAACGACCUUGGUGACGGACAUAUGGAAACCAUAUGUAUACCUCAUCGAAGGAAAUACAACUCGGAACUCUUCGACAUGGUGAACUUCGGACUACUGUACGUGACUCCAUUGUGCGUCAUGACGGUACUAUACACUAGGAUCGCAGUGGGUCUGUGGCAGAGUUCCCAUGCGCUCCAGCAUCUGGAGCGUGUGCAGUGCUGUGCGACGCAGUACCAGCGUGGAGAGAAGCCAGGCCCUGCUGCCUACGAGCCGCAACAAACCUUCGUUGGCACUACCGAUGACAAGAAAGUGGUGACGAUGAGCAGCGUGGGCAAGUCCAGCACGCCGAAGGCUCGCAGCCACGAGACACGCAACUGCCACCACCUGAGCCACCUCUCCCGCAACGUGCUGCGCGCGCGCCGCGGCGUCGUGCGCAUGCUCAUCGUCGUAGUCCUCACCUUCGCCAUAUGCAACUUGCCAUUCCACGCACGCAAAAUGUGGCAGUACUGGUCCAGCGGCUACGAAGGCUCCAGUGAUUUCAGCACGCUCCUCACACCGCUCACUUUCCUCAUCACUUACUUCAACUCAGGCAUAAAUCCACUUCUGUACGCUUUCUUAUCUAAGAAUUUCAGGAAAGGCAUGAAAGAGUUACUUUUCUGUAACUGCCAUGGGAAAAGGAAAAGUGAGAACCUAAUUUUAUUGAACCCAGUGGGUGGUGUGGGGCUGCGCAGGAGCUCGACUCGCUCGACCCGCGCCAACUGCAGCACUGUCACCAUAGCCCCCAACGGAGAGUCAUGAGACAUGCGUCGGCGGCGCUUCCUGUAUAAGGUGGAAAAUAUCGAUAUUUCCUGAUUAACGGAGAGCACCGACGAAGUGACGGAUAGCAGCGGCUUCUACACUGUCUCUACCAUAUCUAGGCGUGAUUUGUACGACUAAGAGACAGAGAGAGAGCAUCCGAACACUAACUAGUGAUAGAAAUAAGACUCGUUAAGAACUUCUUAGUGAAUUUCGCCGACUGGCAACACAAACAAAUUGGAGUGCGAGUGUGUGUGAUGUAAACAUGGUGAUCUCACGAGCUUAAAGCGUGUUUGUUGUUAGAUUAACUAGUGCUUGUAAGUGAGUCGAGAACCAACGUUCGUAUGAUAUUCUUUUAAUUGAAUACUUGAUGACUUGCUGUUGUAUUUUCUUAACGUCGUUGCAAUAAUGUAUUAGAUAAUUGUGGAGUACUUACUUCAACACUACUUGCGACCAGUUUAAAAAUGAUUAGAUUUUAAGAAUUAUAUACGCAUGUUUCUAUCCCAUUUUUGUUACUCCCAAAACCAUUUUUUUUUAUUCAGUCAUGUCUUUUUUUUUCAUGUCAUAAGUAUAUUUUUGAACCCGGUUAAAGUAGCAAAGUGUAGCAUAAGAUGUAAAGAAAUUAUCAGAUAAAUGCAAUGUUUCUCUUGUAUUAAAAUGGAUGUGAAUACUGAAUUUACACCUAUAACAGCAGCCCGUCACUUCAGGAGAAAUGAUCAUACUUAAACGAUUCUUAAGUCAAGGUAUAUGUCAUCAUAUUAAUAUCUUGAGCUCGGGUUUUGGAAUCCAAUAUUUAUGUUCAAUAAUACUUAGGCUUACCCCGCUAUCGCCAGCAGCAGAGGUAGGCUGCACACUUGUCAUCAUAGAGGUAAUACUAGGGGCGUGAUAGCUGACAAUAUUAAAAUAACAACUACAAAUAUUACACGAUACGAGUAUCUUAUAAGCUACGUAAAAUAACAUUCUAGUCGCAUAAAGAUUUGAAUAUCAAAAAUGUAUAAAUUAAAGUAUUAAUAAAACUUAAA
This is a messenger RNA of Trichoplusia ni (cabbage looper), 2825 nucleotides long. It is a transcript of the gene NGR-A31, whose product is annotated as trissin receptor-like. Gene Ontology annotation, biological process: G protein-coupled receptor signaling pathway. Lineage: Eukaryota; Metazoa; Arthropoda; Insecta; Lepidoptera; Noctuidae. The record is from RefSeq and is a predicted model, not a curated record. The coding region runs from base 433 to 1806 and encodes 457 amino acids. Gene Ontology annotation, cellular component: plasma membrane. The transcript is spliced from 7 exons. Gene Ontology annotation, molecular function: neuropeptide Y receptor activity.